Molecule: messenger RNA, 261 nt
Organism: Pseudogymnoascus destructans
Lineage: Eukaryota; Fungi; Ascomycota; Leotiomycetes; Thelebolales; Thelebolaceae
Exons: 2
Coding region: 1-261 (86 amino acids)
Source: RefSeq, a predicted model, not a curated record
AUGGGGCUUUGUACGGGGUGGUUCUGGGAUGAUGCGGGGCUGACGUAUACGAAGAGGUGUUUGGCGGCGGCGGAGAAGGCGAUUGGAGAUGGGGAGCUCGCAGGCGAGGUUUAUUUCUCUGAAGAAGAGCGCAUCCCGACACCACAGAUCGGGUUUAUCGAGUCCGAGAUGGGCGAGGAUGACGACGAAGUCUCAGAUGCAGGUACGGAGCGACCGAUUGGUGAGAGAGCGGAGACCCGAGACGGCGAGGUGGUGUACUAG